AUGAGCAAAAUUGACAUGCUCCAAUAUAUGAAAGGAACAGAAAUGGCCGAUUAAGAAGCAAUGGUUUCUGCUCUGUAGUGUGAAGAACAAAAAAUGAAAAAUAUUAGCAUUCUCUGUCGAUUCACUCGUUCAAUUCAGAGAAAUAUGCUCUGCUCAGUUGCUGGACUUGUCCACAAUACCCGUCAUGCCUUCUCCACUUUACGAGAGGAUCCAGAAUUAGACGAAAUGAUGGAGUUUUUGGACAGUCUCAAGAACUUCGAGAAGGCAGGGGUUCCCAAAGGCGCAGGAACAGAUUCCGAAGAUGGUUUUGAUUUAGGAAGAAUGAGACGAUUGAUGGAACUUCUGGGUAAUCCCCAAUCUAGGUUUAAGACUGUUCAUAUUGCUGGAACAAAAGGAAAAGGAUCAACAGCUGCAUUUCUCUCAAGUAUACUGCGGGCAGAAGGUUAUUCUGUUGGUUGCUAUACUAGUCCACAUAUACAGACUAUCAGGGAACGCAUAACCUUGGGAAAAUGGGGUGAGCCAGUAUCAGCCAAGGUAUUGAAUCAUCAUUUCAACACAAGGAGGGAGGUUAUUGAGAGGGCAGUGAAACUUGAGAAUGGAUAUCUCAGUCAUUUUGAGGUUUUUACUGCUGUUGCGUUCAGCCUAUUUGCUGAAGAAAAUACUGAAAUUGCAGUUGUGGAGGCUGGAUUGGGUGGAGCACGAGAUGCCACUAAUGUUAUUUCGGGUUCUGAUCUUGCUAUAUCAAUCAUAACCACUGUUGGCGAGGAACAUCUGGAUGCACUUGGGGGCUCUUUGGAAAGUAUAGCGGUGGCAAAAUCAGGAAUAGUUAAAAAUGGGCGUCCACUAGUUAUAGGAGGUCCAUUCGUUCCAUCUAUUGAGUGCAUUCUUCGUAGGAAAGCAUCUUCUAUGUCUUCACCAGUGGUAUCAGCAUCUGAUCCUGGAAAUCGAAGUGCUUUGAGAGGCUUCUGUGAAGUGAGUGGCAUACCACGCCAAUUAUGUGAUAUAGUGCUCCAGAUUGAGAAGGACUAUGAUCUGUCUAUUGAACUUCUAGGUGUGAAGUUACGCAUGCUUGGAGCUCACCAACUUCAGAACGCUGUAACUGCUACAUGUGCAGCAUUAUGCCUUAAUAAGCAAGGAUGGAGUUUGUCCAGUGGGGCUAUUCGUGCUGGUCUGGAGAGUGCAUUUUUGCAAGGCAGAACCCAAAUAUUGUCUUCAGAAGAAGCUAAGUUACUUGGAGUAUCUGGAGCAACUGUACUACUUGAUGGAGCACAUACGAAGGAAUCUGCCAGGGCUUUGGCAAAAACGUUGCAGAUGACAUUUCCGAAGGCAAAAAUGGUUCUUGUGGUUGCUAUGGCGAAUGACAAGGAUCAUCUAGGUUUUGCAAGCGAGUUACUUUCAGUUGGGGAUUUGGAUGCUGUAUUUUCUACAGAAGUUGACAUCGCUGGUGCUAAAUCAAGAAUGGCUUCAGCAUCUUUAUUGAAAUGUGCUUGGGUCAAUGCUUCCAGAGAGAUGAAUAUGAAGGUUCUUGACCUCAAAGUUGCAGAAAGUGAGGAUCAAUCUCUUCAAGCUGCAGGGAUAGUGAAAUCUCAAGGCAUUUUACUUGCGGAGGGAUCACUAUUGGCUUGUAUAAGGGCUGGUGUUAAGAUCCUCAAUGAAAGAACUGGAGAACAACCUGGAAUUGUAGUAGUCACUGGUUCUUUGCAUCUUGUUUCCGCUGUUUUAGGUUACUUGCACAGCUGACUCCUAUUUGCCCAGUUGUUGACGCCAAUUUAACUUAUUACAUGGAUCUCUCUGGCUUUUGGAGCAGGAAGAAAAGCAUACUUCUCUUCUCACACUCUUAUAAGGUAUUAGGGAACUUUAUGCAACUUAGGAUCAGUGGAACAGGUUUGCCAUACUGUUUUAGGGGACAUGCAUUUACCUUGUGACAAAAUCGGAGCUAACCUGCAGAAGUCUAAAGCUAACGUCAACUUAGCCCUACCUAAUUUCCAUUGCUAAUAUGAUCUCAGUUCAAAUUCAUCAGCUACAGUAGCAUGCAUUCCUAGCAACUAUUUGCUACGGCUAUUUUUACUAGUAUCAGACACAGUUUAUUUAGUGCAAACGCUUUAAGUUGAAGAAAAGUUUGUUGUGUAGUCUUGCUUGGAUGGUUGUUGCCUGUUUUACUUUAAUGUUUGUUUUUAUUGUAUUAUUGUGUUGUUAAAUUCAUUUUUAUGUGACGACGAAAAGUUCAUUAUAAUUGAUUUGGUGUGAUGA
Solanum lycopersicum (tomato) is the source of this 2250-nucleotide messenger RNA. RefSeq names its product dihydrofolate synthetase. Gene Ontology annotation, molecular function: tetrahydrofolylpolyglutamate synthase activity; dihydrofolate synthase activity; ATP binding. NCBI's taxonomy places the organism in Eukaryota, Viridiplantae, Streptophyta, Magnoliopsida, Solanales, Solanaceae. Gene Ontology annotation, biological process: folic acid-containing compound biosynthetic process. Gene Ontology annotation, cellular component: cytoplasm; cytosol; mitochondrion. The record is from RefSeq and is a predicted model, not a curated record.